GCUUGUUGUUGCUCUGUCUUGAAUCGCUCGCUUGUUGUGGAAGGAAGCGGCUAGUUCUGUUAGCCUCGUUAGCUUUGAGUGUGUUUAGACGAUAGUUUACUGUAGUUAUUUGUUCCUCCGGUGGUUUCCAUCAUGGCGUACCAGCUGUACAGGAACACCACGCUGGGAAACAGCCUCCAGGAGAGUCUGGACGAGCUCAUACAGACUCAGCAGAUCACUCCUCAGCUGGCUCUUCAGGUCCUCCUUCAGUUUGAUAAAGCAAUCAACACGGCGCUCGCCAGUCGGGUCCGCAACAGAGUUAACUUCAGGGGCUCCCUGAACACCUACAGGUUCUGUGACAACGUGUGGACGUUUGUCCUCAACGACGUGGAGUUCAGGGAGGUGACGGACCUCGUGAAGGUCGACAAGGUUAAAAUUGUUGCUUGUGACGGAAAGAGCGAGUCAACUCAAAACAAAAUGGAUAAAUGACUCCAGAGUGAUGACUGUCUCUUCACGUGUUCUGAUGGAGUCACAGAUGGACCUGGACUGUACAUAUAAUUUAUUACAGCAGAGUCACAGCUGAGAACUGUGUGUGUGUGUGUGUGUGUGUGUGUGUGUGUGUGUGUGUGUGUGUGUGUGUGUGUGUGUGUGUGUCAGAGUGGACCAGUCACUGUAUCUGCAGCAUGUUUUUUUUUUAUCAUCAGUUUACAGGAGGUUUGUGUUCAGUUUGCUGUUGUCAUUGAGCUGGAUCAUCUUUAAUAAAAACUUUAUUUAAAACACA
Messenger RNA from Acanthopagrus latus (yellowfin seabream), 760 nucleotides. RefSeq names its product transcription initiation factor IIA subunit 2. Gene Ontology annotation, biological process: transcription initiation at RNA polymerase II promoter; RNA polymerase II preinitiation complex assembly. The transcript has 4 exons. Bases 133 to 468 code for a protein of 111 amino acids. Gene Ontology annotation, molecular function: RNA polymerase II general transcription initiation factor activity; TBP-class protein binding. Gene Ontology annotation, cellular component: transcription factor TFIIA complex. The record is from RefSeq and is a predicted model, not a curated record. NCBI's taxonomy places the organism in Eukaryota, Metazoa, Chordata, Actinopteri, Spariformes, Sparidae.